Lutra lutra (Eurasian river otter) is the source of this 1695-nucleotide messenger RNA. RefSeq names its product triple QxxK/R motif containing (gene TRIQK). The transcript is spliced from 5 exons. The record is from RefSeq and is a predicted model, not a curated record. Gene Ontology annotation, cellular component: endoplasmic reticulum membrane. Bases 579 to 839 code for a protein of 86 amino acids. NCBI's taxonomy places the organism in Eukaryota, Metazoa, Chordata, Mammalia, Carnivora, Mustelidae.
GGAAAUAACUCAAUCAAAAUUAACAUAAGAAACAAUAGCUAUCCUUCCUUUGGAUACCUUUGUUAAUUGAGUCUUAGAGUUGUACUGAAGAGCAUUGAUCAUAUGGAUGUAUUGCUUUUCAAAUCUAUAAAGGAAAUUAAUAAAGUAAAGAUGAGGUAGUCACUUUGAUCCCUGAAAACAUUAAGAAGACCACUGGUUAGCUCUCCAGUUUUACACAACAGGAAUUUGUUCCUUCUUGUAAUAAUUUAUUGCGAUAUUAUACUUAUGUCAAAGUGUACAUUGUCUACUGUGUCACACUUAGAUUGUCUCCUAAACUACUUAUUUUUUUCAUUUCCUUAAGUGUGGAGAAUUAUCUCUGGAGAUCUGAAGCAUGUGCUUUUGCUUGAAAUAUUAAAAUAUAUAUUCCACAAGUGGGAGAAUAUGGAAAUGACACUUAAAGUACAUAGUAGAGCAUGAGUAAAUUCAUAAAAAUGUGAAUGAACUUGUCAAAAUCAUGGAACUAAAAGCUGAAUUUGAUAGAGUAAGAGUAGGGACAUGAGUAAGGAACACAUGACAAACAGGCAUUUUGGAGAUCAAAGAUGGGUAAAAAAGAUGCCUCUACUAUAAAACUUCCUGUUGAUCAGUACAGAAAGCAAAUUGGUAAACAAGAUUAUAAAAAAACCAAACCUAUUUUACGAGCAACCAAAUUAAAAGCAGAAGCAAAGAAAACAGCAAUAGGGAUAAAGGAAGUUGGCCUCGUACUAGCAGCUAUAUUGGCCCUCCUACUGGCUUUCUAUGCUUUCUUUUAUCUCAGACUGUCCACAGAUGUUGACCCUGAUCUGGAACGAGAUGAAGAUUAGCUGAACAGCAAUCAAUGCAUUAAAGGGAAAUAAUUUUAUAAAAGCAUCCCUUGUGACCAACACUUUCUAAAGUACUGAAACUGGAACAUCUUGAAUUCUUUCUGCUGGUAUUUUCAGUUUUGAGAAAUAUCUUUUUAAAUAGUUGCAUAGGAUAUCAAAAAAAGAACCUUACCUAGCAAUGUAGUAUAAUGUAUGCUACCGGAUACUUUUAUAAAUCUUUCUACUUUGACAGGCAACCUAUUCAUGGUGCGUUUAGAUUAAAUGGAAAAUAGAUCCUAAAUUCUUCGGAUGUCUUAGCCAAUUUAUGUGUAUAACUCCGUCACUUCAGAUUACUAAAUCUAUUUUUGUUCCGUAUACAUCGUAAGUAAAAGUAUAUAUCCUCAUUUACAGGAACAUUCACACAUCACAUUCAGAGCCUAAGAAGGAAUGAAAAGUCAUGGGAAAUUUUUCAUUAUACAAAGAAGCCCUGCUUUCUUUCCAGACAUAUUUUAUAUCAUUAGAGAAACUAUCUGCCAUACAUCUACAGUAAUCUUUUUCCUUCUUUGCCAACUGUUCAGCGCACAUGUGCUCCAUCAGAAAUGGCACCUGGAUGACAGAAGCUCAAAGAGUCACAUAUGUCUGUAAAAUAGAGUUCCUUUCCUCUUGGGCUGUCUGAACUGGUGUAAAUAGAAAGUUCAGUUGAUCUUGAUUUUAAUUAACUUAUUAUUGUAUUAAUAUAAACUUGGAAUUCUAUUUUAAUUAUGUUCAGGCUGCUUGCAGUAUCAGUUUGCCCUUCUUGUUAGGGAGGUAUGUAACAAUCUGUCAUUUAGUUGUGCAGUUGUUGUUAUUUUUUUUUUCACACAACAGUAACGGAAGU